This is a messenger RNA of Athalia rosae (coleseed sawfly), 8889 nucleotides long. RefSeq names its product carbohydrate sulfotransferase 11. The transcript has 5 exons. Gene Ontology annotation, molecular function: sulfotransferase activity. Gene Ontology annotation, biological process: carbohydrate biosynthetic process. The record is from RefSeq and is a predicted model, not a curated record. The coding region runs from base 1141 to 2253 and encodes 370 amino acids. Gene Ontology annotation, cellular component: membrane. Lineage: Eukaryota; Metazoa; Arthropoda; Insecta; Hymenoptera; Athaliidae.
AAAAGUAGAAGCAGACAAAUUUUUAAAUAUAAUUUUUUUGUUCCGACGUAUGAACAUACAUCAUAAAGUUUGUUUUCAUUUUGGAAUUCUCGUUACAUAUUCAUGGGCAUCCAAUAUCCGUAGUUUUUAUCUGAAACAUCUAUAAUCAGCGUGUAUUUUAAGUCCACUUCUAGACGUUUGGUUUUUUUAUCGAACGUGUGUAAUUGAGAUAACCACCCGUUUUUUUUUUUCCUGACCCUCAGCGUCACCCAACAUCAUAUCUCUAUGCCCGGCAUUCAUCUCUCCAUUCGAACGAGUUUCAAAAUUGUGUAGCUUUGAAAACUAGUGGCAGGGAGGGGGGCGAUUUGAGAGGCACCUGCUUAAAGCGGUGGCGUCUGAAAGCUUCGGUAUUCAGCGAUUCCACCGAUUUAACUUUCAAGGCUUCCAGGUUCUUCCAGCAGCAGCACCGGCAGUUGAGACGACAUUUCUAACCAGCAGCUGCCUCCAUGGCGGGUCAUUUUGUUCGACGCGAUAGGCAACUGUCGGCGAUACACAUGCGCGAUUUUUGAUUUUCAAUAGGGGGAAAAAAAAAAAUCUGAUAAAAUAUAUGAAAUAUAUCAUGUACUACGGAUAACAUGCGCGCGUCUGGGUAGAACAAUGUAAAUCCCAACGAUGUAAGGAGGAAAAAGAAUAGAAAGUCAUUUGCACACGUGCAUGGACGAAGAUGAUGUUUUUUUUAUUUGUUUUUCGUCUCCUCAUUUUCUUAAUCUUGACGCAGGUCUGCCGAUGAGAAAGCAAAAAGUUACAGCGGUUCACAUUCCGAUGGUAGAGAAACGAAUUUCCGCGUUAAUUUCAUUGUCGUUGGCAUUUGAAAGAUGAAAAAUGCGAAUACUGGUUGACGAAGAGAAGACGAACGGUUUUCGUAAGACUCGUGUCUCAAUAUAACAUUCCAUGGAAUUACGUACACGUUUGUCCUAGAUUUUAGCAAGUACCGUCGCAUGGCUGGACGGCCGACCGCAUGGGUCUCUGGCUGGCUCGCUCCAUAAAACUAUACAACACGUCAUUUGAGUCAGUAUAAUAUGAAAUCUCAUCGUGAACCGAUGGAAUCUGUAGUUGAACGUAUGCGCCAGUCAUCGAAUUGAAUCGUGCAACUCGUUUAUUAUGAUAAUCAAUAAUAUAACAGAUGUAGUUCGUUUUGUGUGCUUUAAUAUAUUGUGUUCAGUUGUCAUCCUCGUUGUUCUAGUAAAUUUGAACCCGAAUAUUAGCGUUUUGUGUUUGUCCGUCGGAGAGGAGGAGAUCAGACCUUCAUUUAUGGCGAUUGGUGGUAAUGAGCAGAGAACGGAACGCCGAGAGAUACAAUUUAAAAAUUAUUCCACUCGGUACUCGAUUCUCGGACCGAACGCUCUUGCGAGAUCGGCUUUCUUGGAGAGGCAGGAAAGAUUGCAGAAAAAUUGUGACGCAAUUUAUCAAAUCAAUGAAAACAACGGACACAAAAACUAUGCUCACGUUUCUAUCGAACCUGAUAUGUUUCGUCACUUCAUCGUCGACGAUCAGCACAAAUUAUUGUACUGCUACGUCCCAAAAGUCGCUUGUACGAAUUGGAAGCGAGUAUUGAUGACUGCGAUGGGUAAAUGGAAAGGCGAGGACCCUUUGGAGAUCCCAGCAACUUUGGCACAUUCCGCAACGGUUUUCAGAAGGUUAUCAAAUCUUGGAGUGGACGAGAUAUUCGAUAAAUUAUCAUCGUAUGAUAGAUUGAUCGUCGUGCGUCACCCUUUCGAACGUUUGCUCUCGGCUUACCGUAACAAACUUGAGGCAAAACACAACAGUUCGAUGUAUUUCCAGGAAAGAUUUGGUAAAAAAAUAAUAAAAAAAUAUCGUGAAAACGCGACGCAAGAAGCUCUUGAAAAAGGUGAUGAUGUAACGUUUAGUGAAUUCGUGGACUUUGUUACCGAUGGUGAAGGAGAGAAUGGAACUAGAAACGAACAUUGGAGACCGAUAACGGAACUCUGUCAUCCUUGUGUUGCUAAUUACAACAUGAUCAGUAAAUAUGAAAGUCUCGUCGAAGACGCAACAGAGGUUUUAGAAAGAAUUGGCGUCCCCUGGGUCAGGUUUCCAAGCGGUCCACAAAGUACGCAACCAACAUCCAAGAGGCUAACAAGAUAUUACUCGACUCUGAGUUUUAAACAGCUCCAAAAACUUGCAAAUCUUUACCGACUAGACUUCAAAAUAUUCGAUUACUCACUCGAAGAGAUACUCGGAUUUUCUAUAGCGUAACCAUCGCCGAGUCUAGCUUUACCAAUUAUCACUCAUAAUUCUUCUCAGAUAAAUUGACUACAUUUUUCAUAAUACGCAUAAACUCAUUAUGCGACGUGUACUUGUGCCACUUCUUACACGAGGUGACCACGAAAAAGCAAAAUAGAACGAUCAGGGAACAAUUAUACUUAUUUUAUAAUUACUUGAAUUUAUAGCAACGCGUGUACAUUCGAAAAAAAAAAUUGUAUAAUAUUUCUUAUGCUGUGCAUAAUUCUCUACAACGAACAUUAAGUAUAUGUAUAAAUUUACUCGUGUGAAAGAUAAGCGUUGAGCGCUUUCGUUUCCGGUAUGUAGACGUGGCGUUGACUCGCUGCUGCGAAUCGUGAUAAGGAAAAUAUGUGCAAAGUUCGUAAAAAUGACCAUGACAGUUAUGACAAAAUUAAUUCACUCGCGCUUUUAGCAUACGCAUGAAAUUCAAUAGAUUUGUAAAAAUAUAAUUAAAACGAUAAAAAAGAAAGAUAAACCAAAUAAGUAGGCAACCAACCGGCUAGUGAAUGGAUUUUGGGGGCUCCUGGAACAGAAAUCCAUACGUAAUGUGCUCCACGAGUCGCAAUUAGAUUUCUAAGACAGUCAUCUAUAGAUAUAGUGUAAAAAUUUUUGUAGAAAGUUCUUUAACGUGUCGUAUCGAAAAAGAAAUCGCGAACGUUUCAUGCCAUUAAUUAUUUUUUGUUCUCGUAUAUAAUCUUCGGGGUCAAUACUGUGAUUUCGAAUUGUAUGUAUGCGCAAUGUACCUACAUUAUAAAUUAUAUUUAUAAUCCUUUGUAGAUAAGUAUGUUAUUAAUAAUACUCUCAAGUGAAGAACUGCAGUUCCCCUUGAGUUGCGCAAGGUAUACCAGUUAGUACCUAGUACGUUUAACUUUUUUUUUUUCAUUGUGUCCUCAGUUUGUAUAUUUAUUGUACAUAAUUUCCUCCCGUGAAUAGAGAGAGUCCAUGUCUUUAUGUAAACGGAGCUACUUAUACACUCACAACUGCGAUAUCUGAGGACGAUUGUUUUACGGAUAAGACGAUCGUUGUCGUGCCGUGUGAUUUUCUCAAUUAAUUAUUCAAAAAUUGUCGGUAAAUUUCGGGUUUGAAAUAUUGAGACACGACGAGGUCGCCAAUUUUCACACAAAAGAUUUUGGAGAAAAAAUAGUAUAAUGUAAAAUAUACGCAUCGCGGAUACGAAAUAUAACCAUCGUUACAUACCUAUAUCCACAUAUACCGAACAUACAUAAUAUUCUAUUUUUGAAAUUAUAACGACCACUACCGCCACCGCGAUCUGAAUAUUUGCCAAUAAUAAUUUGACCGAUGAUACUCCGAAUUACGUGAACUAACCAUCGUACAUACGGGUUUAUUAAAUUUUUGAGACGUGGUGGCUCAAAUUUUGAGCAACAAACAAAAAACCGAACAAACUACAAAACCAAAGUGCAAUAAUGACAGCAAAGAUUAUUCCUAUGUAAGUGCAAAGUUUUUUUAAAACGAUAGCCAUACCAUGACAAUAAUUUCAAUCAAACGAGUUCAUUCUAUUGAUUAUUUAGAUAAGAAAAUUGAAGAAAUCAAAAUAAACUGUAACUAUUGUCAAUAAAUUAUAAUAAAGACAUAAUAUCUCGCAUAAUAUACAUUAAAAAAUUCAAAACUCACAAAUGGUUGGACCGAAAAUUUGAAAGAAAUCACAAAAGUGUUUUGAACCAAGAGCUAUCAUUAAGAAAAUUACUGGAAAAAUCGAGGAUGGGUGACGUUUUUUCGUUCUUCGAAAUGACGUGGAAUUCCCCACAUAUAUGCAUUAUACUCUACAUACCUCACUGCGCGACUAAUGGACGAGGUAUUUGUAGUAUCAAAGCGUAUCACAAGGUUUCAAACAUAGAAGUUUUUUUGUAAUCUUAUCUGGAUUAAAACAUUUCCAACAAAGUAGAUCAGUCACGUAUCGACAAAACUCAAAACGACCGUCACCUACACUGACGAUGAAAAGGAAAUACGAUACGAUACGAUCAGAUACAACAAUCGCGAAUUCAUUUCGGCUUUGAAACAUUCAGGAAAAUAAUUUAAAUGAAUGUUCAGUCAAUCCCCUCCAGCCCACGACAUGCUUCGCGUAUAGUCAAAGCAUUUAUAAUACAUACUAUAAUAUAUGUAUAUCACCCUGUGGCUGGGUUUUAUUGACCGUGAAAAUAAUAUCGGAAUACUACCGAAAUACAUAAUUAUGUACCGAUCAUCUGAUAUAUGUAUGCAAAAAGUAUAUGCAUUUCUGCGAAAGUUUCCUCCCACGAUUUCGAUUACUCUACAGAUUCACUUAUUAUUAUUUUUUCAAUAGGUGAAGCUUUAAUCAAUUGAAACAAAAUCGUCACCUAAAUUCUGCUAUUUUCUUCUGUAAUUAUGAUCAAAAAAUUCAUAAAUUAAAAUCCAAAUUGUUACAGUCAGCUGAGAAUGAUGUCCUAAUAUUUAACAAAAAAUGUAUGUAAAUACCUAGGUACAUACCCAAGUAUACCUAUUUUUAUCGGAUCGACAUAUGCUGCAGUAAAAUUGGAAUCGAGAGAAAAGAAACGACGUAAUGACACCGAGACGUAUGAAUAGUUUUUUUUUUUUUUUUUGUAAUUUUUUUUUUCGUAGUAAUUUUGUUCGGUGGGUGCGUCCAUCCGUUCGUUCAUCUAUUCGUUUCUCACAUCUAUCUUCUUCUGUGUCUUUUUUUUUUCUCGUCUUCUCCUCAUAUUUUAAAAAGGGCGGCACUCAAAUAUUUGGUACAACCAUGUACAAUUAACAGACGUUGGAGUAUUAUAAAAAAAAGUACGACAAUUAUACAAAAUUUGUUUCAAUUUCUCGUUUGUUACCCCAUAAACAAGUCUCUUUCAUUCAUAAGUAAUUAUCUCGUUAUAGAGAUUAUUCAUUCUGGUCCGUCGAUUAUUUCGAUUUUUCUUUUUUCGUUCCCUCUCCUAUAUUGUUUGCGAAUUCUUGAACAUUUUUCACAAAGUGGAAAAAAUAUAUGGUAUGUCUUCCCUAUAUACACACAUACGCGUAUGAUAUAUUCUUGGCAGGAUAUGCUAAAUACAAAUGUAUAUUUAUUUAUAAACAUUUAACGAGUAGAGUUUUAUAAAAGUAUAUUGUUAGAAUUUAUAGGGGAGCUGGAAAUAAAAUAGUCGACGAUCUUCGCCGUGAAAUUUUUCAGCUCAUUUAUAUGAUUGUAAGUAGAGUCACAUUAUAAAAUGAUAGAACAUCUGUACACAUAUAUCAUUGCUAAUAAUUUGGAAAAAUAAUUUGUGAUCACACGAAAGAGAAAUGUAUACCAAAGAAGGAAGUAAGUGUGUGAAAAAUGUUGAAAACAAAUUAGCAGUAAAAAUUGAGAUCGCAAAGUCGAGUCAUCGGUUGUUUUUGGGGUAACGUACACACAUAGGUAUGUAUACAUCUGUUUGUCAUGCAGGAUAUGUAUAAGUAUAUGAUAUCUAUGUAUUCAUAUCUUAUGUGUACGUAUAUUAUACAAGCAUCUCGCGUAUAUUUUUACAACGAUCAUUUUCAGCACAUGUAAAAACAAACGAAGAUCGCUGCAGAUCCCCUGGAAAAAAGGUAUCCAAAUUUAUCUCCGAGGUAUAGAGUGAACCGCGAAGUGAAACGUGAGAGAAAAAUUGAACAAAAAACAAAUAAUGAAACCAAAUGAAAUAACGCGCCCCUGAUGGCACGGAUAGAAAAGGACAAAGAAGUGUUCGGAAAAAAAAAUUCGAAAAUCGAAAAUACGUAGAUACGUAUGUAAAGAGAGUGUUACAAUUUGGAUGAAUAUUAUUCGUGUGUAUCACUAAAAACACGUGUCGCCAAUAACCGCGAAGUUUUCGACAAAUCAUCGUAUAUGCCGUCAAAUCUGUACAGCUAUCACAAAGCAAAAAGAAUUCGGGCGGCUCAUUCAGCUCAUCAUAAAUUCUCGAUUUUAGACCAAGGCGGACUAUUAUUACUUUUCGGCUCGCCGGAAAAAAGACAAAUUCUUUUGAAUUUCCAGAUUCCUAAUCAACCAGCGAAUUUUCAUUCAUUUGACUCGCAUGCGACGUUUUGUUCAAAAUAAGCAAAUAAAUUAAACGAACUUGUAAUUUUUUUCUCUAUUUUAAAUUUAAAAUAUAUCUAGGUACUCGCUGGUUAAAAUAAUUUCCUAUUGGUAAAUAUCAGAGUAAUGCAUAGUUGUGUAACAAAUUGAUGUACAUAAUUAUACCGUGUAUGGUAUUCAGAGUGGGGCAUUUAAAGUGUUACACCUGUAUCUCUCGUCAGCCAGUCGUUUUUUCUAAGGGCAAAGGUAACAGCAAUGCUCAUUUCUCAUUUGGUGGAUAGGUUCAAUGUUAUUUAAAGGUCAACGUUGUUUUUUCAAAUGGAAUGACAUUUUUUUUUUCUCCAAAAUCUGAAAAAGGGUCAAAUUGUGCACCAAAAAGUAUGCACCCUUAUGUGGUCUAAAGUCGAUGUGUACCGAGGUAGAACCAAGUACCCAUCAACUUCAGGCCAUAUCUCUGUGAAUACUUUUUCGUGCAGAAUUGGACCCUCGCUCAGAUUUUGGAGAAAAAAAUCUGUCAUUCCAUUUGAAAAACCGACACUGACCUUCGAAUAACAUUGAAUGGAUCCGCCAAAUGAAAAUAAGCAAUGCUGUUACAUUUCCCCUUUGAAGCCAAAUAUCAUUCGAAUAAACAAUAUUUUCGAAAAACGUCUAGCCGGCGAUAUAUUCGGGUGUAUCGCUUCAAAUGCCUCGCCUCGUAUAUCCGUACGAUACAUUAUGGGGUGCGAUAUGGGUUAACCCAGCGGAUGUGCAAUUUCUGUACAUUUAUAUGUACGGUGAUAAUAAUAAUGAUUAUGAUAUUUUGGAGAGAAGCUUUCGGAAGGGAAGGAGAAGUGACGUCAUUCACGCAUCAUUGCAGGUAGUGGGGAUCCAGUUCCUGUAGGAGCUGUCGAGUCGAAUAUUCGUAGCUUUUCAAGUCCGUCCAAGCAAUCGGCUGUUAGUUCCGUUUGAACUCCGCAUCAAGCUGCGAGCAAACUUCAGAAAAGAAACAAAAAGAAAUACUGUCGUUUUUUUCUUUCUUUUAUCUUUAUUUCCAAAAUCUCAACCUCCUCAAUACAGUACCUGUAUAUAUAUAUCCUAAUUGCGUACGGCGAUAUUAUCAUCAGGACCCUUGACUGCUGCAACUCGAAAAAUCGAAUAAAAUAUUAUCAAAUAAUAAUCACACGAAAAAUACGGAAGCAAUCGAACGAUUUCUCGAAUCCUCGAAGAAUAAACCACCCCUUUAUCCCCGCUUCAAAGAAAAAAAAACAUCAUUAGACAAAAUGCCGCCAGUUUCAGAAACCAGCAAUAUUCUUACGACGUAUUUGAUCCUCAUACUUUUACUCAUCUCGUUAUGGAUUCUCUACGCAGGCGUUUUCUAGGAUGAUGUAGACAUUCCUACACGGAUGUAAUUGGGUUGAGAAUUCAAGCAUGGCGGGCCAACGACAUUUCAGGGAGGCUAUUGGCCAACUAAAACAUCGCCAGCGUCACCGCUACCAUCCGCAACAUCACUAACAUCAUCGUUAUAUUAUAUCAUAAUAUUCUAGACGAUGAUUGAUUUAUUACAUCAUUAUUAUUGUUAUCAUUAUUAUUAUCAUUACAAUCAUAAACGUCUCAUUGUUAACGUUAUUAUUUAAUUAUAUUCUCAUUGCAAUCUUCAUACACAUAUUGAAAUUAUGUAAUUAUAAAAACGGAAUGAAAAAAUUGGUAAAAUAUUGUCCGCAGCUACAAUUUAUACUUUUAAGUAUGUGCACUUCAAAAUGUAUGAUACUGAACACAUAUAUAUGUAAAUAUAUACAUAAUCAUAUUUAUAUGUAAAUAUGUAGGUAUAUAUAUAUAUAAUAUUGACCCGAAACUAAAAAUAUGACUCAAGUAUGUUGAGCCCUGGGGUUUUAUUUUUAUAUGUAUUACGUAGGUAUACCUAUUGCCUAUAUGUACAAUGUGUUGUCUAUGUAUAUCCUAUGUAUGUAUCGUAUAUACUUACCUAUUUGUAUGGCCCAUAUCACCCCCGUACCUAUACCUAUAUCUAUAUCAUUCAUCUCAUAAAUGAUCAAUUUUAUUUAUUUAAUUAUUUAACAAAAAAAAUUUUCAAUUACCGAUAUCUUCAUAUAAAAGUUGGAUAAGAAGAAAUGAAGACCAAAGAAGUAAAAGAAGAAGAAAAAAAAUACGAAAGAAUGUUAUUCGAAUGUUUUUUUUUUUUAAUUUAUUUAAGGAGAAUUAGCAGUUUUCAAAAAUAUUAUUGUAUUCUGUUCUUCAGUUUUGAGUCAUUUUUUUUUUUAACUCAAUUUCCGUACUUUCAAUUCACGCAUACACAUACGUAUAGUGCGCGGUUAGAUUUCGUUCGAUGAUUGCUCAUUUUGCGGUUCUCCAGCUGGUGGCCUUCUUUCGGGCGAGAAUAUCUCCUGUACAUAUAAUUUUAGGUGUAUAAGUAUAUUAGGAUAGCUAUAUGUAGAUUGUGCUCCCAAUAUUUCAGCCGAAAAUAGACCCUGUUUACGACUCCGGGUUGAUCACUGUCAUUAUACAUACACAUAUAUAUGACUAUGUGAUCCGGAGUGAUCUUAGAGUAUUUUUGGAGAUUUUGAUGCCGAAAAUAAAGGAGAUAUGUUACUCAUGUUAUUAUAUUA